AUGGACAACACCAACGCCACAAAACCAUGCCAUACCUGUCGACGCCGUCGAGUAAAAUGCGACCAGACCAAACCACACUGUCGAAAAUGUGUUUCCAAUGGCCUUGAGUGCCUUGGAUAUGGGAAACUGAUUCUUUUCGUGGGAGGUGUUGCCAGUCGGGGCAAGAUGAUGGGGAAGACGUUCAGCGAAAGAUCGUGCAGGUUAGAAGCGGAACCACCAGCUGCUUCCAGGACACAAAGCCAGGCAGACAUGACAAACGACCUUGAGCCCCUGGACUGUCGCAGCAAGAGUGGAUUGCUCUCAUUCAGCCCUCUGGAUCCCUGGCUGCAAGGGCUGGACCACUGUACCCGACACUACCUGAGUCACUUCCUCGUCCAUGUCAGCAACGAUCUAGUUGUCUACAACUAUCCGGCUCAAAAACAGAAUCCCAUUGGACUUCUACUUGGAUUUGCCGGUGCUGAACAAAACUCGGCUCUCUUCAAUACUGUCGUCUCCAUGUCUGCCCACCAUCUGUACAAUCUUUUGUCGAGGCCAGGGACGCCGAACGCUCAGAAGUAUCACGUUGAUGCGCUUCGUUUCAAAGGAAGAGCUUUGCAGCUAUUAAGCCAGGAGAUCAGCAAUGUUAGCCCCUCCAAGUACACCACAUUGCUGGCUUCCUCGAUGCUUCUUUGUGACCUUGCUCAUCUGGGAUCGGGCGAUGAUACAUGGCGCAUCCAUCUUGGAGCCGCCACUCGACUGGUUCGGCUCAUAACUUCCCGCAUGUCAGAUUCGUUGGCUGUUGAGGAGAUGCAAAUGAGCGGUGACGAAAAGUCAUUUUGCUCCUGGAUUAUCUCGCGUAUCAUUCUCCAGGACAUGUUCGGCUCCUCACUCUCCACCACAACAGCAAGCUGGAGUUGCCAGGAGCUAUGCGGAAUGGAUCGUGCACUAAGGCUUGCGGAGGUUGACCACUACUCAUCGUGUCCGUCACAGAUCUCGCAGCUGAUUAUAGCUGCAUCGUCUUAUCAUGAUGUGCAGAAUCUCGCGCCCUCUUGCUGUUCCGAAUUUGCAACCGCGCAGUGCAUACUCUUGUCUUUACAAUGCUUUGACCCGACAAGCUGGGCGUCCGACCUUCAAUCCCUGACGCCAGCGGCUGAUGACUUUGCAGAGAGAUAUCACGUCGGGUCAGCCUACAAAGCGGCUGCAGCCCUCUACGUUUCCCAGAUCAUCUCCGAGUCCCAUGGAUAUGCCUGCGACCACCUCCCAACUCCGGAACAGCGACACGAACUAGUUGAUACUAUCUUGCAGCACGUGUCGCAGAUACCCCGCGACAAUCCUUUAUUCAAGUCGACCAUCUGGCCGAUUCUCAUUGCUGGUGCAGAAACUACAAAUCCACACGAUCGCGCAAAGGUCUUGCUACAUUGGAAAGAGCUGUCAAGGGUCGUUCCAUGGCAGUCUACUGUCAAGGCAGAACAAGCCCUCAAGGAAAUAUGGACGCGGAUCGAUGCUGCUUCCUUGACCACAGAAUCAGAGUCGGCACCAGCCAGUCGACAGAAAUGGCUCGCUGAAUUCCAGACCAUCGGUGCUUCUAUCUAUCCAGCCUGA
This is a messenger RNA of Aspergillus mulundensis, 1581 nucleotides long. Its product is annotated as Zn(II)2Cys6 transcription factor. Gene Ontology annotation, cellular component: nucleus. Gene Ontology annotation, molecular function: DNA-binding transcription factor activity, RNA polymerase II-specific; transcription cis-regulatory region binding; zinc ion binding. Gene Ontology annotation, biological process: positive regulation of transcription by RNA polymerase II. The record is from RefSeq and is a predicted model, not a curated record. Lineage: Eukaryota; Fungi; Ascomycota; Eurotiomycetes; Eurotiales; Aspergillaceae. The coding region runs from base 1 to 1581 and encodes 526 amino acids. The transcript has 2 exons.